This is a messenger RNA of Armigeres subalbatus, 726 nucleotides long. RefSeq lists its product as uncharacterized. The transcript has a single exon. The record is from RefSeq and is a predicted model, not a curated record. NCBI's taxonomy places the organism in Eukaryota, Metazoa, Arthropoda, Insecta, Diptera, Culicidae. Bases 1 to 726 code for a protein of 241 amino acids.
AUGCUAGAGAACAAGCUCAGUCGAGAUGAUGCUCUUAAAGAACAGUACCAAAACUUUAUGACUGAAUACGAAACACUUGGUCAUAUGCAGCUAGUGACUGACCAUGAACAUUCACUCACACUGUGUUAUCAUUUACCACACCAUGCUGUUGUUCGUGACGACAGCACCACAACAAAGGUGCGCGUAGUAUAUGAUGCGUCAUGUAAAACACCUGGCGGGCCGUCCUUGUAUGAUGCUCUUAUGGUGGGUCCUAUUGUACAGCAAGAUCUGCGCUCGAUAAUGAUGAGAACAAGAACUCGGCCCAUCAUGAUGAUUGCCGAUAUUAAACAAAUUUAUAGGCAAAUCCUCAUGGAUGAACGAGACACUCCACUGCAGCGCAUAGUACGGAGAACGACUCGCGAUGCACCCAUGCAAACCUUCGAACUGAUAGCGGUAACGUACGGCAAAGCCAGUGCCCCAUACUUGGCUACAAGAGUUCUGAAGGAGUUGGCCAACGACGAAUGUGAACAUUUUCCCCAAGCAGCUGCGGUACUAAUAACUGACUUUUACGUGGACGAUCUGUGUUCUGGAACGACAACUGUGGAAGAAGCCAUCCAGCUCCGCACCCAAUUGGACGCACUACUACGAAAGGGAGGCUUCGAACUUCGUAAAUGGGCGUCUAACGAACCGCAGGUACUUGAAGAAAAUCGAGUACUGUUAUCAACUGUUGAUCUCAACUGUACGUGA